AGAUGCAGAUCUUGCAAGAUUUUAUCCUGCGAAGAAUUAAAUGACAGUGCAACAGUACACCAAAAACCAAGUAUCAUGCCAUGUACCCGUGUCCUCUCAAAAGCAACGUAACAUAUGGCGUUUUCGCAUAGAUUAAUCAAGAGAAAUUGAGUCAAUUUUCCGACACGGCGACCCUCAAUUCCGGAAAAGAUGACAUGAAGGGUAGAGUCGUUCUCUAAGGGAUUGGCAUGACUAACAGCCGUAACCAAGCUUUCCGGUACUGCGCGUCUCUCCUUUAACCGAACCGUACCUAGCAUGGUUGCAAAUUAGCAAUUGAGGAACAGAUCUAGUUUGCUGCAAGGGAUAAUCUAGUCGGCCAAUCUAGAACUCAGCCGCCACCACGAAUUGAACCUGCUGUUUUUCUGGUCGCAUCGAUAGAUAGACUGCGGGGAAGCACUGAAAGAAAGGUCGCGGAGCUUGACCUGCCCUAUUAGGCCCGGGGAGCUGCAGGAGGUCUCCAGUAGAUGGUAGGUGUGACAUGAGCACUACCGAUAAGCCUAUUGGGCUCGUAAAGGGUUAAUAUAUAUAUCAUCUGGUCGCCUCUGCCUCCAAAAUGGUGUUGAUUUUGUGAUUUUCUUUCGGGUACAGCUAAACACGAUGCAUAUUCACCAGCUAUUGCUGGGGCUUUGCCUCAGCAUCGAAACAUUCGCUUCUGCUACCUUACUGUCUGAGCCUGGUGAAGUUACUGUAAUACCAUCGUGGGAUAUUCAAUCGACAGAAAAAGUGGGCGCGGAUCUUGAGGCAUUAUCUCAAGCGGGCGUCGAUACAAAAACAUGGCAUGCGGUGAACAGUUCUCGAUGCACUCUUAUGGGUUGUCUCAUAAAUGCUGGCGUGUAUCGCGAAGACGGAUUAUUCUUCUCCAACGCAUUGCAGAGCUUCAAUUCGAGCCAAUUCAAGGUUCCUUGGAUAUAUCGGAAAGAAUUCGCCCUUACUCCUGAACCUGGCCAGCACUAUCAUCUCCAAACUCAUGGAAUCAGCUCCAGCGCCGAUAUAUAUAUCAAUGGCCAAGAGGUGGUCGCCAGAAAGUCGCAGGCAGGUGCCUAUGUCGGUAAUAUCUUCGACAUUACCGACAAGGUGAAGGAAGCAAAUGCAGUGGCAAUUCAAGUUCAUCCUACCGAUUAUAAUUAUGACUUUGCCCUCGGUUUCGUGGAUUGGAACCCAUAUCCACCAGAUAAUGGCACCGGGGUGUGGCGGGAUGUCGAAGUAAAGCAGACAGGACCAAUUGCUUUGGGGCCUUUGCGGGUGGCUACACAGGCUAAUUUACCAAUCGGGCACUCCAGCGCGCUUGUAACAUUGAAAGCAACUGUCACGAACCUAGAAGACCGUGAAUACACUGUUCUGAUAGCAGGUAGUAUUUCCCUAGAAGGAGGAGCCAGUGAAAGCUAUGACUUCAACCAGACAGUGACGGUGUCUCCCAGGCAGUCCGUUGAAGUUGCUCUAGACACGGCGAUUAACGAACCUGCAAUAUGGUGGCCUAAACAAUGGGGCGCCCAACCGCUUUACAUAGGCCAAUUGUCCGCGACCGUUGAUGAUGCUGUUUCUGACAAAGUCGAGAGGAAUUUUGGUAUCCGUAAAGUCACAGCGGAUCUCAACGCGAACAAUGACACGUUGUUUUUUGUCAACGGCUACCCAUUCCAGGUUGUCGGCGCGGGGUAUUCAGCAGAUAUAUUCCUACGCUGGGACAGUGCUAAGUUUUCCACGCAAGCCAAGAUGAUGCUCGACUUGGGUCACAAUACUGUCAGAUUGGAGGGCAAGAAUGAGCACCCUGAGCUCUACGAUAUCGCGGACCGUCUGGGGAUAAUGGUUUUGCCAGGCUGGGAAUGUUGCGAUAAAUGGGAGGCCUGGAAGUAUAACGAAGAUUUGGCUGUCAAGUCGGAGUGGACAGAUGCCGAUUACAUCAUAGCGAAUAAGAGUAUGUCUCAUGAGGCUCUCAUGCAACAAGGACACCCCAGUGUUUUGGGGUAUCUAGUCGGGAGUGAUUACUGGCCGGACGACAAAGCAGCGGAGAUGUACUACUAUUCGCUUAAGGCAGCAGACUGGCAGAUGCCUAUCGUCGCGUCGGCGUCAGAGAGAGGGUAUCCUAAGAUUUUAGGGCCGUCAGGAUUGAAGAUGGCCGGGCCAUAUGAUUGGGUACCUCCAAAUUACUGGUACGACGUAGACCCAGCGGAGGAUCGUCUAGGUGCUGCUUUCGGUUUCGGUUCUGAACUCGGAGCUGGUGUUGGUACUCCAGAAAUGGGUAGCCUAAAAAAGUUCCUAUCGGAUUCGGAUCUAGAAGAUCUCUGGAAGAAACCGAACAAGGGGCUUUACCAUAUGUCAACGAGUGUAUCGUCCUUCUACGAUCGCAAAAUCUAUAAUGCUGCCCUCUGGAAGCGCCUCGGCGUGCCUUCUUCGUUGGAAGACUACCUGCUCAAAGCGCAAAUCCUUGACUACGAGGCGACGAGGUCUCAGUUCGAAGGCUUUGCCGCUCUGUGGAAUGCUGAAAGGCCGGCGACAGGCUUGAUAUACUGGAUGCUGAAUAACGCGUGGCCGAGCUUGCACUGGAAUUUAUUCGACUAUUAUCUACGCCCCGCCGGAUCGUAUUUUGGGGCAAAGGUUGGCGCGAGAAAAGAGCAUGUAGCAUAUGACUACAAUGGGAAACUUGUAUACCUGAUUAACCGAUCCCUGGACCAAGAUGGGCCGAGGACAAUAUCAGCGCAGGUCAUCGAUAAGAACGGCAAAGAAAUCUACAAGACGCAGAAAGUUAUCCAGACCGAACCAAACACUAGCAAGGAAAUAUUGGACCUUUCCGAUGCCCUCGAAGCGAUUACGGAUGUCGUGUUUCUGAGGCUCGUCCUCUCUGAUGGCGAAGCUGCUGUUUUAAGCCGGAAUGUCUACUGGCUUGCGAAGACGGUUGACACCUUGGAUUGGGAUAACUCGGACUGGUUCUACACACCGGUGACCCAGUAUGCCAACUUCACAGCGUUAAAUAAUCUGCCGAUUGCAGACGUCUCAAUAACAUUAGCGACGCCUGCAAAGAGAGAUAGCUCAAAAUUGGGACAAGUAGUUGUGGUUGAGAACCAUUCGGAUGUUCCCGCAUUCUUCGUCACACUUAACCUUGUCGACAAGGAAGGUAACGACGUUUUGCCUGUGUUUUGGUCGGAUAAUUACGUUACACUAUGGCCUAACGAGAAGCUCGAGCUUCAAGUAGAAGGAAAGGGCGGUGCUUCUGUGCAAGUCGCCGGUAAAAAUAUUCAUAAAGCGGAGGCAUAUUUGUAAUCAGAAGUCCUGCGACUCAUGAAAUAUUCAUGGCUGUGCUUAGUAAUAAAUAUAUCGAAUUCUUUCGCUCGUCACUAGCACAAAAAUCCGUAAGAAGGGUAACGGCUCGGACCCCAAAAGUCCUCCUUCCGGUCCCCAAGCUUCCUAUUGAUGGUGUCUUUUCCAGGUCUGAAAAAUACACCC
Messenger RNA from Annulohypoxylon maeteangense, 3477 nucleotides. Its product is annotated as glycoside hydrolase family 2 protein. The record is from RefSeq and is a predicted model, not a curated record. NCBI's taxonomy places the organism in Eukaryota, Fungi, Ascomycota, Sordariomycetes, Xylariales, Hypoxylaceae. Gene Ontology annotation, biological process: carbohydrate metabolic process. Gene Ontology annotation, molecular function: hydrolase activity, hydrolyzing O-glycosyl compounds. The coding region runs from base 637 to 3294 and encodes 885 amino acids. The transcript has 2 exons.